AUGGCUCGAACCACAAGAAGUCGCAAGGUCGAAGCUCCCUCUGCACAGCCCAUCAGCAGCUUCACUCGCGUAUCAAAGAGCCAAGUUUUGCCUGAUACAACCAAAAAGGCCGUCGUUUCCAGCGUUGAACCAACAUCGCGGAAGAGGAAAGCUGUAGGCGACAACGCUGAGAGCAACCACCCCCGAGCCACCAGAAGGACCGUCUCGUUCCCUCCAAGCAGCGAUGAGGAGCAGCAGCCAGCAGCAUCGAAGCGGGCCUGUCGAAGAGACUCGGCAGUCGAGGUGGCCGUGACCGUCACAACCCCGGUCAAGGGAAAAAAGGUUGCCAAGUCAACGCCUUCACGGGCUGCCGCUGCCCAUAAGCCCAGCGAGUCGACCAUCAUCGCAAAGUCGAAGCAGGACGGCAAGGCCAAGACUGUGCAGACAAAACUCGACGCGUUCCGCCUCACCGGCCAGAAAAAGGCUCAGGCUCAGGGCAUUGACGCUGAGUUCGCCCCCGAGCUGGUCGACUUGAUCCGCUUGCACAAGGCAUUUCUCAAGACCGUCACCCUCCAAAUUGCACACAACGGAACCAUUGUGCCUAUCGAUAUCUCAUCCAUUACGCCACACAUCACCCGUACCUGGGGCAAGCGACAGGUCACAGUCGAUGAUAUCCGAACAUGCAUUGCCAUCCAGACAUCCACCCGAGACGCCAAUGUCGUCUCCCCCUUCAUCGUGUCCGACUAUGGCCGCGGCAAGAUUUGCAUAGAGUUGCAUCCCGACCAUAACAAUGGCGCAGUGGCCUUCAACGAAGAGAAGCUCUGCAGGCAGUUUGAAGAGAACCUUCGAGCUCUUUGCACUAACCGAACUCACGAUGACAUGGCUGACGUGGACGUACCUCUCGCCAGUUUAUCUCUGGACGAGCUUCCUCGCGCUGAAAUCAAAAACAUGGACCUUGGCAUCAAGGCAAAUCCCAUCCUGGCUAAAGGACACGACGCUCUAUCUACACUCAAGGGAGGAAUUCUGGUGAAGCAGCAAGAGAAGGACACCAAGCAGCAAGCUACUACCGCCAUGGUAAAUUCCGACGGCACCAAGAUGAGCCUCUUGGAUCGUCUACGCCACAAGCAGCUCGCCAAAGCCAACGAGCCUCUUCCCCCAUCAGGACCCGAGCUCCAGCGCCGGGCUGCUUUGAACCGAGUCGUCGACGUAGCAGCUACUAUUUCCAUGCUCAGCUUGUCCAACCUCGCAUCUCUGCCAAGGCAAGCUUUUGCCAUGGGACUCAUCUCGGAGAAGCUCAGAGACUCUUUGCGCGUUCCCGUUUCAAAGGAGGAAGGAAUGAUUUGCGUUCGAUUGAUUGCCACCGAGGUUGCACCCGAGUGGCUCAAGGUUGUUACUAUCGGUGGGAGGGAAAACAUUGUCAUUCAAAGGGGUUCCCAGCCUGUUGAUCGAGUUAUUGAGGAGCGAGUACAGAAGCUGCUGGCAUGA
Messenger RNA from Trichoderma virens Gv29-8, 1464 nucleotides. RefSeq lists its product as uncharacterized. The record is from RefSeq and is a predicted model, not a curated record. The coding region runs from base 1 to 1464 and encodes 487 amino acids. The transcript has 2 exons. Lineage: Eukaryota; Fungi; Ascomycota; Sordariomycetes; Hypocreales; Hypocreaceae.